Messenger RNA from Emys orbicularis (European pond turtle), 1443 nucleotides. RefSeq names its product abhydrolase domain containing 2, acylglycerol lipase (gene ABHD2). The transcript has 11 exons. The record is from RefSeq and is a predicted model, not a curated record. NCBI's taxonomy places the organism in Eukaryota, Metazoa, Chordata, Testudines, Emydidae. Gene Ontology annotation, cellular component: sperm flagellum; sperm plasma membrane. Gene Ontology annotation, molecular function: monoacylglycerol lipase activity; acetylesterase activity. Gene Ontology annotation, biological process: medium-chain fatty acid catabolic process; steroid hormone receptor signaling pathway; medium-chain fatty acid biosynthetic process. Bases 166 to 1443 code for a protein of 425 amino acids.
CGGCUGCAGACUGAUGGGAACUGGUGCCGGAAGCGUCGAGAACAGCGACCAGGCUGGGCCUACAGGGUAAUUCUACUAGAACAUCGAUCUGAACAGUAAAACUUGGAUCCUUUGAGGACUGUCUGAAUACUUCUAGCUCUGAAGAACAAGCAACACUGAUUUAAAAUGAAUGCAAUGCUGGAAACCCCCGAGCUACCAGCAGUGUUCGAUGGGGUGAAGCUGGCUGCAGUCGCUGCUGUUCUCUAUGUCAUCGUUCGCUGCCUGAAUCUAAAGAGCCCAACUGCCCCUCCUGAUCUCAUUUACCAGGACACUGCUCUGUCGCGCUUCCUGCUCAAAUCCUGCCCGCUUCUGACCAAAGAGUACAUUCCACCCAUGAUCUGGGGGAAGAGUGGACAUAUCCAGACGGCUCUCUAUGGGAAGAUGGGGAGAGUGAGAUCACCACAUCCUUAUGGACUUCGCAAGUACCUCACAAUGUCAGAUGGAGCGACAGCAACCUUUGACCUCUUUGAGCCCCUGGCUGAACACUGCAUUAGAGAGGAUGUCACAAUGGUCAUCUGCCCUGGAAUCGCUAAUCACAGCGAGAAGCAGUACAUCCGGACCUUUGUUGAUUAUGCCCAGAAAAAUGGUUAUAGGUGUGCUGUCUUGAAUCAUCUGGGAGCUCUGCCAAAUAUUGAGCUCACUUCUCCACGCAUGUUCACAUAUGGUUGCACCUGGGAAUUUGGAGCCAUGGUUAACUACAUCAAGAAGACCUUUCCUCAGACCCAGCUGGUUGUGGUGGGCUUCAGCCUGGGUGGAAACAUUGUGUGCAAGUACCUAGGAGAGACCCAGGCCAACCAAGAGAGAGUGCUGUGCUGCGUCAGUGUUUGCCAAGGGUACAGCGCGCUAAGGGCACAGGAAACCUUCAUGCAGUGGGAUCAGUGUCGGAGGUUUUAUAACUUCCUCAUGGCAGACAACAUGAAGAAAAUCAUCCUCUCUCACAGGCAAGUCCUGUUUGGAGAUAGCGUUAAGCAGCCCCAAACCCUGGUCGACUCAGACCUGAGCAGACUCUACACAGCAACAUCCCUCAUGCAGAUCGAUGACACCAUCAUGAGGAAGUUCCAUGGCUACAGUUCCCUGAAAGAAUAUUAUGAAAAGGAGAGUUGUCUGCAUUACUUACCAAAGAUUUAUGUUCCCCUCAUGCUGGUUAAUGCUGCUGAUGACCCUCUAGUACAUGACAGUCUGUUAUCGAUCCCAAGAGCUCUGUCAGAAAAACGGGAGAACGUCAUGUUUGUGCUACCACUACAUGGAGGUCACCUGGGCUUUUUUGAGGGGGCUGUACUCUUUCCUGAACCCCUCACUUGGAUGGAUAAGCUUGUGGUGCAGUACACCAAUGCCAUCUGCCAGUGGGAGAGGAAUAAGUCUCAGUGCUCAGAUACAGAGCAAGCAGCGUCUGGCCAGGAGUAA